Messenger RNA from Sciurus carolinensis (gray squirrel), 3095 nucleotides. It is a transcript of the gene Tagap, whose product is annotated as T cell activation RhoGTPase activating protein. Gene Ontology annotation, biological process: regulation of Rho protein signal transduction; signal transduction. Bases 177 to 2339 code for a protein of 720 amino acids. Gene Ontology annotation, molecular function: GTPase activator activity. The transcript is spliced from 10 exons. The record is from RefSeq and is a predicted model, not a curated record. Lineage: Eukaryota; Metazoa; Chordata; Mammalia; Rodentia; Sciuridae.
GUCAGAGCAGGUCAGUCCCUGCUGUCGGAGAGUUAGCAAGAGCAGAGUGUCAUGCUGUGCCUCCCCUUUCCCACAGUGCACCCGAGAUAAAAGGACUCUGGCCAGAGACCCUCCGAGGACAGAGUCAAGGUCCCACAGGAGUGAAAUUCAUCCCUGAGCAGCCAACCCAGAUUCCAAUGAGGUUGACAAGCAGUUUCGAUGCGUCAAAGACACUAAAUGCCAAUACUAUGGAGACAUUAAUUGAAUGUCAAUCAGAGGGUGACAUCAAGGAACAUCCCCUGUUGGCAUCAUGUGAGAGUGAAGACAGCAUUUGCCAGCUCAUUGAAGUUAAGAAGAGAAAGAAAGUGCUGUCCUGGCCCUUCCUCAUGAGAAGACUCUCCCCUUCAUCAGAUUUCCCCGGGGCUUUGGAGCCAGAGUUGAAAGUGUCGCUGUUUGAUCAACCCUUGUCAAUUAUCUGCGGUGAGAACGGCACCCUGCCCAGGCCCAUUCAGGACAUUCUCACUAUUCUCUGCCUUAAAGGCCCUUCCACUGAAGGAAUAUUCAGGAAAGCAGCCAGUGAGAAAGCCCGAAAGGAGCUGAAGGAGGCACUCAACUGCGGAGGAACGGUGGCCCUGGAAGGGCUCCCUGUACACCUGCUGGCCGCGGUCUUCAAGGACUUCCUCCGGAGCAUCCCCCUGAAGCUACUGUCCUGUGACCUCUUUGAGGAGUGGAUGGGCGCCCUGGAGAAGCGGAACGAGGAGGACAGAAUUGAAGCCCUGAAGCAGGUUGCAGAUCAGCUUCCCCGGCCCAACCUCCUGCUGCUCAGGCACCUGGUCUACGUGCUGCACCUGAUCAGCAAAGACUCCGAGGUCAACAAGAUGGACUCCAGCAACCUGGCUAUCUGCAUCGGCCCCAACGUGCUCACCCUGGAGAAUGACCACAACUUGUCCUUUGAGGUCCAAAAAGACUUGAACAAUAAGGUUAAGACAUUGGUGGAAUUCCUCAUUGACAACUGCUUUGAGAUAUUUGGGGAGAACAUUCCAGCUCAUUCCAGCAUCACUUCUGAUGACUCUCUGGAACACACAGACAGUUCAGACGUGUCGACCCUGCAGAAUGACUCAGCCUACGACAGCUACGAUCCUGAUUUCGAAUCCACCAGGGCCAUCAAGAAUCCCAGCAGGCAGCCCCAGGCACCCACAGGCACAGCUGCCAGCCUGGACAUUAGGGGACCACAGGACACCUGUGAGUUAAACCUGGAGCCAGUUGUGAGCACGGUCGCCAGACUGAAGAGCUCCAUCAGCCAGGUAGACAGGAGGUUCUCGGAACCCAGCAUGCCACUCUCUCAAGAGUGCCUUGAGAGCCGGGUGACAAACCAAAAACUAACCAAAAGUGAGGACGACUUCACCAUGCCCCGGGAAGGUUCUCCUUUUGAAAAUGAGGAAACCGAAGACCCGUUUCCGGAGGAGGUCUUCCCUGCGGUGGAAGUCAAAGCCAAGAGACCGGUGGACCUAAAGAUCAAGAACUCAACCCCGGGUUUGGCUUUGCUGCAGGGACCAGGACCCAAAGCCUUAUCCAGCGGCUCCCUGGAUGGGUCCUCUGACAAUUCACCUGCAGCUUCUCCUUCCUGUCCCAAAAAAAAUUUCUUCACCAGACAUCAGUCUUUCACCACGAAGACUGACAAAAGCAAGCCCAACAGAGAAAUUAAAAAGCACUCCAUGUCAUUUUCCUUUGCCUCUCACAAAAAAGUGCUGCCCAAAACCCCCAGCUGUGGGACUGCGAAAUCCAAAGACUUUACCAGAGACCAAGUCAAGAAGGGCUUGAGAAGAGAAAGCCAGCUUGCUGGAAGAAUCAUCCAGGAAAGCAGGUCCGACAUCUACAGCCAAAUAGCCGCAGGCUGCAGCUUGCCCCCUGGGGUCUCAGUCAAUGAUGUGUUCCAGCUGGUUGACCAGAGGAGUCCAGGAAGCCCACCAUCCUACCAAGAGGCCAUUCAGUGCCAGGUGUCCGGACUCUCCGACUACGGCAGCCAGACGGUGGGAAGUAUGAGGGCAAGAAUGCUGAGCCAGGACUCCGUGUGUCCACCUCUUCUGCCUGCUCACCAUGGAGGGGACUGCAGGAGUAUCUGCCAUGAAGAGGCAUUUAGUGGACGCAGACUGUCUUCCAUGACUGAGUGUUGGGAACAGGGUGGCACCUCUGUGGAAACUCGAGGGCCUGGGACGACCCUGGGGCGGCCUGAGCUUCCCAGCCUGAGGACUGUGUCCGAGCUGAUACAGAAGGACAAGCGGGACUACCUCAGGCGACGAUGUAGCCAGCCGAUCUUUGAGGCUGACCACCUCCAGUAUGUUAAAGAGUCCUACAUUUAGGAAGGAAGGCCAUUGGCCAUGACUAGCUGGUGGCGUCUCUGUACAUAUGGGAUUGCAGAAAGAACUGUUUGUAGAUUGUGUUCAAAAAAGUCAUGAAUAAGCUCUUUCAAAAAGUUGUGUAGUGCCCUUCCUGGGGACAGCCGCACGGGGGCGCUUCACAGUUUCUGUGCAUACCUGGAUUUGUGCGAUAUGUAGCAAAUGUAUAAACUGUAUCAGAGACAGGGUGUUAGGUGCGAGGACUGUCUGCCAAAUCCAUGAUUGCAUGUGUUUGUGUCCUUGCAGUACGUUGCUGUUCUUCGCCUCCUGGGGCAUAUUUUUGUUGAUUAGUGUUUUAAAAUCAUCUUUGCUUUGUUAAUGUUGCCUCAAAUGUCAGGCCGAUUUUCACAUUUUCCACCAAUUCCGUCUAGAGAAAAAUAUUUAAAUCUUCAGCGUACGCUUACUCUACUAAGGAGGUUUGCUUAUUAGCUAAUUACAGCAGAAGAGAGAGAGAGAAAGUUCAGUGUUGAGAGUUGUCAAGAAACAUUAGGAAACGACCAUAAAGAAAAUUAAGAAAAUACUUACAUCGUUUUAAUCAUCUGAUUAAAUUAGGAUAGAUUAGUGGGAAAACAUUACAUCCAUUUUAACUCACUUAGAGCACUUUGAGUUUCUUUGUUCGUUGGUGUCAUGCAGUAGUGCGGAGGUAAAUGAUUUUAUAUGCGUUGAGGGUCAUAUGCAAAACUUCAAUGUAAUUUCACUACAAUAAAUUACCUUCCUUAU